GCAGUUUGAUUUCUUUUGUCGGCUUUAAUAAAAAAAAAAUGGAAUACUUUCGUCGUGCACAAAAGUGUGUUUGAAUAGAUUUCAUUGUUUGAAAAACAAAAUUGUUCAAUUUAUUUAAUGGAUGCAAAUUACAAUAGCUUACAAGUUUAGCGAUAACACAUCAAUCCUCCUUAAUUCUCCCUCUUCACUAUCCUCUGAUUUUUGUUCUGUUUAACAGUAUUGUGUUUGGUAUUGUAGUUUUUGAAUUGAACUGAUUCUAUCUAUGUCCAUUUCAAUGAGCUGCUUUUGCUUGAUGAAAAGCAGCAGACCAAAAAUUAAGCGAGAACCAUUCUCCUUUCUUGCUUUGGAGACAUCUUUUACUGUUAAUGAGGUUGAGGCUUUACUUUACUUGUUUAAGAAACUUAGCAGUUCAAUUGUUGAUGAUGGCUGCAUUCACAAGGAGGAGUUUCAACUUGCACUUUUUAGAAAUAGCAGCAAGCAAAAUCUACUUGCAAACAGGGUAUUUGAUAUGUUUGAUAUUAAGUGUAACGGAGUAAUUGAAUUUGGUGAAUUCGUUCGGUCGCUAAGCAUCUUUCAUCCAAAGGCAUCUGAAGAGAAGAAAAUUGAAUUUGCAUUUAAAUUGUUUGAUCUUGGAAAGAAUGGAUACAUUGAACAUUGUGAGGUGAAGGAAAUGGUCUUGGCUACUUUGACUGAAUCAGAAGUUACAAUUCCAGAUGAUAUUGUUGAAUCCAUUGUAGAAAAGACAAUGAAGGAGGUUGACUCAAAGGGAGAUGGGAAGAUUGAUAUGGAAGAGUGGAAAGAGUAUGCAGAAAAAAAUCCUUCUCUUCUUAAGAUCAUGACCCUUCCAUAUCUAAAGGACAUAACUCUAGCAUUUCCCAGCUUUGUUUUGCAUACUGAGGUGGAAGACUAGCUACAAACAAUUGAUGAUCAAUGCACACAAGAAGGAUUGCAGUUAGAGAAGAAUGGAAUACAUUGUAAUUGUUUAUAGUUAAUGUGUUGAAAGCACCAUCAACCAUUUCAAUGUACCCUUAGGCAAUAAUUAGUUGUCUUUGCCUACCUAACUGUAAUGGAUAUACUUGAUAGUAUGCAUGCAUAUGUACUGAACCCAGUUAAAAAAGUUAUAAUGCUAAUGGAUUAUCAAACGAACUA
Messenger RNA from Cicer arietinum (chickpea), 1149 nucleotides. RefSeq names its product calcineurin B-like protein 7. Gene Ontology annotation, molecular function: kinase binding; calcium ion binding. NCBI's taxonomy places the organism in Eukaryota, Viridiplantae, Streptophyta, Magnoliopsida, Fabales, Fabaceae. Gene Ontology annotation, biological process: calcium-mediated signaling. The record is from RefSeq and is a predicted model, not a curated record.